CCAUGAUACACUUUGCCUAGACAGAAACACUUUCCACACGACGAAGAUGUUUAUUUCAACCAACCUUGGGAUAACUUUGUUUUAGCAUUUGGAAAUUUACAGACAUUAGUUUCAGUGACCGAAUUUCUUUACCAGUGUUCAAGUUGUUCAUGGUAUAGUACAGGGCCUAAUCGUGGGGUAGAAAUGAAUCCAUAGACUUGACAAUAAGUCGUUAGGCAGUCUUGAUUCUUCCGAGUGGUACAACUUGUGCCGACUGAGGGCGCGGUUUAGCGAGGCAAUAAAUCAGUCACGGGUCGAGUCCUGUUCUCCAAAUCGUGUCAGAAUGAAAGUUUAUCAUUUUUCCGAGUUUGUUUUUUUGUUGCUAAUUCAAGUAUCAACCGAAGUGGCUCUUCAUGAUGAGUGUAUUAAUGGUCUGGAUGGCCGUCUUCAUCUCAACUUAUUAAUUCCAACUCAGUGCAAUCUGCCACCACUUGCAAAACUUCACAUCCAGUUGGACCACGUGGACCCAUCGACUUCAUUUCUCAUUUUGACUGUCCAGACGCCCAACAUUCCUGUACAGAUCUCGCUCACCCAGAACCCGACGCUAGAUUAUUCCAUCAAUGGCACAGACGUUGGACUGGUCUCAGUUUUGGAACCUGGGCAGGAACUUGUCCAAUGGUUCUUGACAUCGUCUUGGAAUUUCACUGUUCCGGUUCAGUUAUUUGCUUUGCCGUACCAAAGCUCAAAUACCAGCUUGGUUCCGAUUCCUGGUGCUUGCAACCAGGAAUUUGAUCUUGAGAAUGAUCCUAACCUUCACCUUCACAACACGAGCUCCCUGAACAUCACUGUUCUAGAGUUUGCUGCAGCCAAUGUAGGCAUGAAACGGGGCAGCAUCCCAUCGUCUUGCGAUUCUGGUACGACAUCACUCAGAUUUCGCCUCACGUAUGCCCUUUAUGUGCGCCAUCUAGGGGCGCAGGAGUUUGACAAUGAGACAUUCUUUGAUGAAAUGAUGAAAAUGUCAAGGGUUGGCGACAUCAGGAAAUAUGGAGAACAGAUCCAGACUUUCAAGAAGGAAGACAUCACAGAGUUUUACCAGGUGAAUUAUCGGAGUCGUGGGUUUAUUUACAAUGUUAUUGUGACUGAUCCUACCUUUGGCACUGAGGCAGCCUAUGUACCAGCUGUGGUGUACUCUUGUGAGCUCCAGGAUAACAGUCUUGCAUGCAAAGAUGAUGUUGACUUUGGCGUCAUAUUGAUUGCGACAUUUACCGGCCUUGCUGGUCUAGUCAUCUGCCUGUUUGGCCAUCGCAUCUUCAGUUAUGAGAUAUUCUUUGUUGGAUUUGUCCCUUUCUUCAUUGGUGCUUUCAUGGUCUUUGGUUCUCAAGUUCCGAUGAGUCCGUUUGCCCUGAGUGCCAUCGCAGGGGCAUUUGGUCUGCUAGGGGGCGCUGUACAUUUUGCACUGUGGUGGCGUUUUGGCAAGUACCUUUGGUCCAUGUUGCUGGCGGGACUCAAUCUAGGAUUCUUGCUGUCGGCUUUAGUUUUCUUUGUCUCUCCACUCGAAAAUUUAUCCACCUUCCACAAUAAUGCCCUUUUUGGACUGACCUUCUCCUGUGGGAUGCUGAUUGUACCUGUCGUCUUGUUGUACUUCCCAAAAGUGGUAAGAAACAAAUCUUGAAAAUCAUAUUGCCCA
Molecule: messenger RNA, 1666 nt
Organism: Acanthaster planci (crown-of-thorns starfish)
Lineage: Eukaryota; Metazoa; Echinodermata; Asteroidea; Valvatida; Acanthasteridae
Gene: tm7sf3
Product: transmembrane 7 superfamily member 3
Biological process (GO): negative regulation of programmed cell death
Cellular component (GO): plasma membrane
Source: RefSeq, a predicted model, not a curated record